Molecule: messenger RNA, 2623 nt
Organism: Pantherophis guttatus
Lineage: Eukaryota; Metazoa; Chordata; Lepidosauria; Squamata; Colubridae
Source: RefSeq, a predicted model, not a curated record
GCCGCCGCCUGGGCUGCCCGGAGCCGUCGAGGUGGCCGUGGCCAUGGACGGGCAGGCGGCGAUGGCGCCCUACGAUUACAGCCUGAUCGUGGGGCCCCUGCAAGAACCGGCCAGCCCCAGAACACCGCGCUUCGACUCCGCCGGCUGUGCGCCGCUCCACACCGGGCACCGGACCGCGGCGCAGCGGUACAACGCCCGGCUCUGCCAGGCUGGCCUGGAACCCGAGAGCAUGGCCGAUUACCUGAUCAGCGGCGGCACCGGCUACGUCCCCGAGGAUGGGCUGACGGCGCAGCAGCUCUUCGCCGUGGCGGACGGGCUCACCUACAAUGACUUCCUCAUCCUUCCCGGCUUCAUCGACUUCACGGCAGAUGAAGUGGACCUGACCUCCGCCCUGACCCGGAAGAUCACCCUGAAGACCCCCCUUAUCUCCUCUCCUAUGGACACUGUCACCGAGUCAGAUAUGGCCAUUGCCAUGGCGCUGAUGGGGGGGAUUGGGAUCAUCCACCACAACUGCACCCCAGAGUUCCAGGCCAACGAAGUCCGCAAAGUCAAGAAGUUUGAGCAAGGCUUCAUCACCGACCCGGUGGUCCUGAGCCCCAGCCACACCGUGGGGGACGUCUUUGAGGCCAAGAUCCGGCAUGGCUUCUCGGGCAUCCCCAUCACUGAGACGGGCAAGAUGGAGAGCCAGCUGGUGGGGAUCGUGACCUCGAGGGACAUCGACUUCCUCUCUGAGAAGGACUACAACACCCCUCUCAGUGAGGUCAUGACCAGGCGCAGUGACCUGGUGGUGGCCCCGGCAGGCGUCACCCUCAAAGAGGCCAACGAGAUUCUGCAGCGGAGCAAGAAAGGCAAGCUGCCCAUCGUGAAUGAGGUGGAUGAGCUGGUGGCCAUCAUUGCCCGCACCGACCUGAAGAAGAACCGGGACUACCCACUGGCCUCCAAGGACUCGCGCAAGCAGCUGCUGUGCGGGGCAGCCAUUGGCACCCGGGAGGACGACAAGUACCGGCUGGACCUGUUGGUGCAGGCCGGCGUGGACGUGGUAGUGCUGGACUCAUCUCAGGGAAACUCCGUCUACCAAAUCAAUAUGGUCCACUAUAUCAAGCACAAAUCUCCAGAGCUGCAGGUCGUCGGGGGCAAUGUGGUGACAGCUGCCCAGGCCAAGAACCUGAUCGACGCUGGCGUGGAUGCCCUGCGCGUGGGCAUGGGCUGUGGCUCCAUCUGCAUCACGCAGGAAGAGCUGCCUGCGCUUUCCUGGCUGCAGCCCGUGGCUCUCUGGAGCUGCCGGGGUGGCCGAGGGCUGGGCCGGACCCUCGGUGGGCCCUUCCUGCCUAUGACUCUCCCUCCCUCAGUGAUGGCGUGCGGCCGGCCUCAGGGCACCGCAGUCUACAAAGUGGCAGAGUAUGCCCGCCGGUUUGGGGUACCUGUGAUUGCGGACGGUGGGAUCCAGACGGUGGGCCACGUGGUCAAGGCCCUCUCGCUGGGGGCCUCCACAGUCAUGAUGGGGUCCUUGUUGGCGGCCACCACAGAGGCCCCUGGUGAGUAUUUCUUCUCCGACGGAGUGCGGCUGAAGAAGUAUCGGGGAAUGGGCUCCCUGGACGCCAUGGAGAAGAACCGCAGCAGCCAGAAACGCUACUUCAGUGAGGGGGACAAGGUGAAGGUGGCGCAGGGCGUUUCCGGCUCCAUCCAGGACAAGGGCUCCAUCCACAAGUUCGUGCCAUACCUGAUUGCUGGUAUCCAGCACGGCUGCCAGGACAUUGGCGCCAGAAGCCUCUCCGUUCUGCGCUCCAUGAUGUAUUCAGGAGAACUAAAGUUUGAGAAGAGGACGAUGUCAGCCCAGAUUGAGGGGGGAGUCCAUGGCCUCCACUCCUUUACGUUUCUGCCAUUUACGAGAAGCGGCUGUACUGAGGACAACUUCCAGAGCAGCGGCCAGUGACCGCUCGGGCCCCCCUGCCAGGGGCCACUGCUGAAGCCCACCAGCGCACCCACCUCUUCUCUCGCCCCUGGUUUGGCUGUGGCCCAAGACUUGCACUUCGGGCUGCCCUGCUGGUGGCACAUCAGGCCUCUCACCCGGCGCUGGGGCCGUCGCCGACUCCACUGGCUGCUCAGAAUUGGGGGUGGGGUGGGAUGGAUGCCCCUCUUGGCCUUUCCCCUAGUGCCUGGCCUCCAGCCUGCAGGUGGGGGCCUUGGCCGGUCUCCUGGUCUCCCCCUCCUGGGUGCAGCCUCUCGCCAAGCAGGUACAGCUGGACCCAGCCUCCAGGGCCUCGGGGAUGGCCCUUGGAUAGCAGCCAGGGAGGAGUUGCUGCCCUCCCACUGGUGUGGGGAGGAAGGGGGUGGGCCCAGUUGGAAGGAGCUGCAAGGGACCAAAUCCAGCUGCAAAGGUGUGGGGGCAGCCUCUGUCCAAACCCUUCUGGCCAGCCCCCGGCCCUCUUGUGCUGGCUCUCCAGCUCCCACUGCAGCCGCCUCCGUGCUUCUCUGGGGAAGAGGAUCUUGGCUAUGAGGGGGGGGCAGCUUUCACUCCACCCCACCUGGGAUUCCCUCCCAAUGCGGUAAUCUUUGCGCAUGCCAGGGCCCCACGUCGUGUCCUGUAUUAUUCGUAAAUAAAAGCAGCAGAGUGUCAUUUCAA